AUGUCUCACCCCACCCAGGUGUUUGAAACUGUGGAUUAUCUUACCUUCCACUUGCCUUGGGGCCUUGCAACUUUCACAGAAGGGCACAGUAGUACACUGCCAAAUGUUCAAAAUGCUGAUGGCAUCUGGCAUGAAUCUCUACUUGACAGGUUUUUGAUGGAGGUUGCCUCGGCAUGGAUGGCAGGUUUACAACUCUUCUCAGGGAGACCUGUACCACCGAUUUUCCUCAGGCAACAAAAUAGUUGCUUGGAAGUCCAGUCCCAAGACUGCAAAAAGACCAAGACCAAACUGGACCAAGACUUCCCAGGACCAAAAAUUCUGAGGACCGCCAAAGACCGCAACUGCAGUCCGGUCCACAGUCCAUUGGCAGUACGAAAAAUGGAAGACCAAGCAAAAAACGGUCUUAAUCAGUCUCAACUGGUCUUUACACCCUCAAAUGCAAGCAAGCCCAAGGCCUCCUUCCCCACUUUCUCAUACUCCCUCAAUGCGAAGGGCUUCAAAUGUGUUUGGCAACGACAUAACGAGCAACAAUUGCCACGUAACCUGCCACUCCCCCCAUUGAGGGAUGUUGGCUGUCUUUUGAACAACGCAGCCCUAUCAACUAGUGUCCGUGCCAUCACCCAAUCCCAACAACUACAACACACCGCACCACGUCGAACCAACGUCAACCAUGACAACUGGUGUGACCUCGUUAAGUACGAUCCUACAGCCCAGCGUGCUUAUGGUCACACCAAGGGGGGUGUAGAAUACUUCAAUGUAAUUUUUCAUAUUACAAUCCCCCCUCACUACCCUGAAGACUGGUCUAGGACUGGUUAG
Molecule: messenger RNA, 816 nt
Organism: Laccaria bicolor S238N-H82
Lineage: Eukaryota; Fungi; Basidiomycota; Agaricomycetes; Agaricales; Hydnangiaceae
Exons: 9
Coding region: 1-816 (271 amino acids)
Source: RefSeq, a predicted model, not a curated record